UCGGCAUGUCAACAGAAAGCCGUGUCCGAACAUAGGCCGUGUGUGUGGAUUCCAGCUGGAUAGUUCUUCCCUAUCAAAAAUGAGCGGCUCAAAGCCGGACAUCCUCUGGUCUCCGCAUCACGUGGACCGUUACGUGAUCUGUGAUUCGGAGCUCAGUCUGUAUCGGAUCGAGUCCCUGGGCAGUACUGAGGCCAAAGCUGGGGUGAUCCAGCUGUCGGAGGAGACUGCUGCCACCUUGCUGGCCAUCAACUCAGACACGCCCUACAUGAAAUGUGUGGCCUGGUACCCAAAGCACGAACCCGAGUGCCUGUUGGCUGUGGGCCAGGCCAAUGGCCGCGUUGUCCUUACUAGCCUGGGCCAGAGCCACAACUCCAAGUGCAAAGAGCUGAUGGGGAAAGAGUUUGUUCCCAAACAUGCACGCCAGUGCAACACUCUCUCCUGGAACCCAGCGGACAGCAACUGGUUGGCCGCUGGUCUGGACAAGCACCGAGCUGACUUCUCCGUCCUAAUCUGGGACAUCAGUAGCAAAUACGCUCCCGAGGCCACUGUGCCCCCUGAGAAGAUCCGCCUUCCAUCUGGGGAUGCAGACGUCGGCACGGUGGUUACAAAACCUCUGUAUGAGCUCGGUCAGAACGAUGCCUGCCUGUCUCUCUGCUGGCUCCCCCGUGACCAGAAGCUGCUGCUGGCCGGCAUGCACCGCAACCUGGCCAUUUUUGAUCUGCGCAACACAAGCCAAAAGAUGUUUGUCAACACCAAAGCUAUCCAGGGUGUGACAGUGGACCCCUUCUUCCAUGAUCGCGUGGCCUCUUUCUUUGAGGGCCAGGUGGCCAUCUGGGACCUGCGUAAGUUCGAGAAACCCGUGCUGACUCUGAGCGAGCAGCCAAAGCCGCUCACCAAGGUGGCGUGGUGCCCGACGCGUGCUGGCCUCCUGGCCACGCUAACACGCGACAGCAAUGUGGUGCGCCUGUAUGACAUGCAGCAUGCACCCACGCCCAUUGGUGAUGAGACAGAGCCCACCAUCAUCGAGCGCAGUGUACAGCCCUGUGAGAGCUUCAUCAGCAGCUUUGCCUGGCAUCCAUCAGCACAGAAUCGCAUGGUGGUGGUGUCUCCCAACCGGGCCAUGACAGAUUUCACAGUGUUUGAGCGCAUCUCCCUGGCCUGGAGCUCUACUAGCUCACUGAUGUGGGCCUGUGGGCGCCACCUCUAUGAUUGUGCAGAGGAGCGCACUGGGAGUGAGGCAGCUGUCGAGAGUGACAUAGCAACAAAGAUGAGGGCACGAGCCCAGUCACGUUAUGGCCAUGACACAGUGCAAGUGUGGCGGAACUAUGUACUGGCAGGGGGAGAUGAUCCCCAACUUAAGUCUCUUUGGUACACUCUCCACUUUAUGAAGCAGUACACUGAGGACCAGGAGCAGAAACAGCAGGGAAACAAGCAGACAGUAGUUUAUUCAGGCAUCAAGAACAUUGUGAAAUCCAGCUCUGGCACGACGGAGAGCCGACGAAGCUGGAGCGACUCAGACCGACAGGGAGACGUAGUGCGGUACCACAGCGAGGAGCGAAGCCUGGCACUGCGGCUUUGCGGAUGGAUCGGACGUGGACCCGACGUGGAUGUAGAGCCCUUCCUCAGGUCCUUGGAACAGGAGGGCGAAUGGGAGCGAGCUGCUGCUGUGGCUCUGUUUAACCUGGACAUCCGUCGUGCCAUUCAGAUCCUCAACAAAGGGGCCUCCUCUGAGAAAGGAGACCUGAACCUGAAUGUGGUCGCCAUGGCGCUGUCGGGCCACACAGAUGAGAAGAGCUCUCUGUGGAGGGAAAUGUGCAGCUCCCUUCGUCUGCAGCUGCGCAGCCCCUACCUGCGUGCCUCCUUUGCCUUCCUCACCAGCGAGCCAGGGGCAUACGAUGGUGUACUGUACGAGAGCAGGGUGGCGGUCAGGGACAGGGUGGCUUUUGCCUGUAUGUUCCUCAGCGACACUCAGCUGUCACGGUACAUUGACAAACUGACCAAUGAGAUGAAGGAAGCUGGCAACCUGGAGGGCAUCCUGCUGACAGGACUCACAAAGGACGGAGUGGAUCUGAUGGAGAGCUAUGUGGACCGGACAGGGGACGUUCAGACUGCCAGCUUCUGCAUGCUCAAGGGCUCUCCUGGGGAGGUGGUGAAGGACCCCCGGGUUCAGUGCUGGAUUGAGAACUACAGAAACUUACUGGAUGCCUGGAGGUUCUGGCACAAAAGGGCUGAAUUUGACAUCCACCGGAGCAAACUGGACCCAAGUUCAAAACCCCUUGCACAGGUGUUUGUGAGCUGUAACUUCUGCGGGAAGUCCAUCUCCUACAGCUGCUCCGCCAUGCCCCAUCAAGGCCGCAGUUUCAGCCAGUAUGGAGUGAGCGGCUCACCCACCAAGUCCAAGGUCACCAGCUGCCCCGGGUGUCGCAAGCCACUGCCCCGCUGUGCCCUCUGCCUCAUGAACAUGGGGACACCGGUGUCCAGCUGCCCAGGCACGGGCAAAUCUGAUGAAAAGGUGGACCUCAGCAAGGACAAGAAGCUAGCACAGUUUAAUAACUGGUUCACAUGGUGCCACAACUGUCGUCAUGGAGGACAUGCAGGUCACAUGCUCAGUUGGUUCAGAGAUCACACAGAGUGUCCGGUGUCGGCCUGCACCUGUAAGUGCAUGCAACUGGACACCACCGGGAACCUGGUGCCCUCCGACACCACCUAAACAUCAUCCAGCCUAGACCAACACUGUCCGGACUGUUCUACCCACUGGGAGCAGUGGGGGCAGGGUAAUGUGGACCUUUGACUAUCUACUUCUUGGCUCCAUUGGGGGGGUGGGGGAAAACAUACCCCUCCUUGCCUUUUGGCAUGGCACACACCUGCCGUCAGGAGCCUCUGAGUGGAAAGACAUCUCACUUGCACCACUAAUAUAGCAUAGAGACAAACUGGGUUUGAUGACCUCGAGCUCUGAAAAAUGACUGAAGUGUUCAAUCCCAAGUUUUGGAAAUACAUCUGAAAAUGUGUGAAGAACUGUGCAGCAGGAGGACGUGCCUAUGGAACAAGAGUGACCGAAGACUAAUUAAUGAAGGCAGUACUUUUUUGUGACCGGAUGCGUGUGCUCUAGGGAGUUGGAUGGAAGUGAGAAUAGAGGGUGUAAAAUACCAACGUCGUUUCCAUGACUACCUCUGAAGUAAAUUCCUAAUGUGCUGUUGUAAAAUCAUGUGUUUUCACUUGAGGUGAACACAGACUUGAUGUGGUAAUUGGUAAAUGGUUAGUUUUUGGAGGUUUCAGAACAGAGAUGUAGGUAAUUCACUUUCUGAAAUAUGUGCAGUAAAGUGUUAUGUAUGUCAAGUAUGACAAACCUGCAAAAUUUUCUGAAAAUUAACUUACAAUAGGAAGAGUAAAUUUGUUUUUAUGAAUGUACAGCUUACUUGUUUGCUUAUUUUCCUGUGUUUAUUGACAGAUUUCACAGC
Messenger RNA from Scleropages formosus (Asian bonytongue), 3458 nucleotides. It is a transcript of the gene mios, whose product is annotated as missing oocyte, meiosis regulator, homolog (Drosophila). NCBI's taxonomy places the organism in Eukaryota, Metazoa, Chordata, Actinopteri, Osteoglossiformes, Osteoglossidae. Gene Ontology annotation, molecular function: protein binding. Gene Ontology annotation, biological process: cellular response to amino acid starvation; positive regulation of TORC1 signaling. The record is from RefSeq and is a predicted model, not a curated record. Gene Ontology annotation, cellular component: cytoplasm. The transcript has 11 exons. The coding region runs from base 80 to 2710 and encodes 876 amino acids.